Molecule: messenger RNA, 8073 nt
Organism: Delphinapterus leucas (beluga whale)
Lineage: Eukaryota; Metazoa; Chordata; Mammalia; Artiodactyla; Monodontidae
Gene: BRPF3
Product: bromodomain and PHD finger containing 3
Biological process (GO): lipid homeostasis; triglyceride catabolic process; regulation of transcription by RNA polymerase II
Cellular component (GO): lipid droplet; membrane; cytoplasm
Molecular function (GO): protein binding; triacylglycerol lipase activity
Source: RefSeq, a predicted model, not a curated record
GAUGAGAAACUCCCGCCAAAAAACUAGACUGUAAGCUCCUUGAGGGCGAAACUCAUUUCGUUUUUCCUCAGCAGCAGCCCUUCCCCCUCUGGAGUUGGCCCUCCAGUGUCUAGAGGCUUGGGUAGGACAACAGAGGUCUCUGUAGAUACUUGCUGCUUGAUUGAGAGAUACUCUAGGAGGUAGCGGGUAGGGAGGAGGAAUAUAUCCUGGCUUUGACAAAGGAGGAGCUACAUCCCCUUUCUGAAGCAUUUCAAGUUACUGUUGAGAUAGAUUUUCACACCUCUGCAAGGGUCUGCAUGCCCUUGACAGGGUGGGGAUAAUAAAGCAGGUCUGUUGGCCCGGGCCGCCCCCAGGGAGUUGGCAUUUGUCAGGCAUGUAGUGGCCAAGGGUCUCUGGAACCUGGACAGAAUUUCUGCGAAUGAUUCUCUUUCCUUUGGUUCCAAAUAGGGUUUGUGCCUGCCUGGCACUGUGCCUCAGCCAAGUUGUUUUUUGUUUGUUUCUUUCAGUCAGACUUUGGGAUUGGAAGGCUUUUAAAAUAAGGAUGUUAAGAAUACCUUAUUACCAAAUAGCAACCCUUAAGAAAUAAAUUUUAUUAAUUUCAUUUUACUGAUGGAGUGUGCGGGCACAGAACGUUUCAGUGACUUUCUCCGGGUCACACAGGGCCAAGAUUAGUACCUGGAUUGCCUCAGAGCCUCUUUUCGUACCAGACCAUGGCAUCUCUGUGGUGUUCUUAUGUCCUAGUGAGAUGGCUUGAGCAGAUCAGAAGAUCUGGGUUUGAAUUGUAGCUCUGUCACUUACCAGCUUUAGGGGGAGUGACACCUUUCUGAGCUUCUGUGUCUUCAUCUGUAAAAUGGAGAUGAGGAUAUCUAUUCUCCCUUCCAAGGUAGUUGUGAAAAAUAUUAAAAGUAAAAGGGCUUUGUAGUUUGUGAAAGUGUGCUACAUUAUCAUCACCAUCUCCACUUUAUAAAGAUGGUAGAUCCUGCAAGCAAGGUGACAAAUUCUGUUUUUCUCCUUGAAAUCGUCUCCCUGUUCAUACCCUUCCAAGUCUCUGCCCGCACCUCAGGGCACCAUAUCUCCAAAGGUCUUUCUUAGUAUUGAUGGCCUCAGUAACUGUGACCACAGCUCCUUGUGAGCUUGUCAUAAUUCCCUCCAUCCCAGUGAACACUGGGAAAAAUUUAGAGCUUUCUCUUUGUUGCACAAGGGUGGACUGGAUGUAUUUUGGGAGAGAGGGGCUUUUGAAGUAAUAGAUGCAUUGAGAGUUUACCCCAGAUAUUGCCCCAGUUACCUUGGCCUUAGGUCCAGUGAGGGUCCCAAAUAGGCCACUUGGGACCACACCCAGAGCUUCCAGGGUUUCUGCUUAGAGAUGUACUAGCCAAUGCAUCCUGAAUGCUGCCUUUUGCAGAGAAUACCCUGCACAUUGUAGUUUGAAGUCCUUAGACCACAUGCGAUAGACAUUUCAGGUGCCUUACCCCUUCACCCCUGGGCAUGGUCGGGGAUAGUGUUUCUGAUCAUGGAUCAUGGUAAGAUGGGUUGGGAGAGGGCUCUAGACCUGUGGAUUUUUGAUCCCCCAUGGGGCCACAGGUCAUGUGUAGAGCUUGUAAGUGGAUGCUGUUCUUGUUUACUCCUUUCCUAAGCCUUAACCACCACCCCCUUUUCCAUAGUUAGCUGUCCCACAGCCUUAUAUACCUCAUUAGAACAUUAGCUCUCUCCCCAUGUUGCAUUGAUCUGUAGUGAUCUGUUGUGUUUACUUUUCUGUCCCUUCAAUCAGACAGCGCUCCUUGAGGGCAGGGAUCCAUGAGUGUUUGAUUUCUCAUUUCAUUCAGCUAACACUUAUAGAAUGCUUACUUAGGAGUCAGGCACCGUUCCAGGUGCUGGAGAUACAGCAGUGAACAAGACAGGCAAAAAUCCCUCCCCUCAUGGGCCUUACAUUCUAGAGGAAGGAAACAAAUAUACAUGAUAAAUAUAUAAAUUACAUAGCACAGUAAAAAUUGGUGAGUGUUAUAGUGAAAUAUAAAGCAGGAUGAAAGAUUGCUGGUGGGGGAAAGGGAUUUGCAAUUUUGGAUAGAAUGGUCAUAGGUCUCACUGAGAAACACUGUUUAUGGAAAGACUUGGAGGAGGUGAAAGAGCAAGCCAUGUGGAUACCUGAGGGGCAGGAUGUUCAGACAGAGGGAAUAGCCAGUUUGCUCAGUGGCCACUUGAUCAGAUGGAAGGGUAAAUGAAUGCAUGCAUGCCUGAACGUCUGGCUCACAGUCUCCUGGCCUCCUCUUUAGGCCUGUCUCGUUGGUUCCCGGGUGCCAUGAGGAAGCCUCGCCGGAAGUCACGGCAGAAUGCCGAGGGCCGGCGCUCCCCAUCCCCCUAUAGUCUGAAGUGCUCACCCACUCGGGAGACCCUGACAUAUGCCCAGGCCCAACGGAUCGUCGAGGUGGACAUUGAUGGACGUCUGCAUCGUAUUAGCAUCUAUGACCCGCUCAAGAUCAUCACAGAGGAUGAGUUGACUGCCCAGGAUAUCACCGAAUGCAAUAGUAACAAGGAAAACAGUGAGCAGCCUCAGUUCCCUGUCAAGUCCAAAAAACCCUCAUCCAAGGGCAAGAAGAAGGAGUCCUGCUCCAAGCAUGCAUCCGGCACUUCCUUCCACCUCCCACAACCCAGCUUCCGCAUGGUGGACUCAGGCAGUCAACCAGAAGCACCCCCGCUGCCUGCUGCCUACUACCGCUACAUUGAGAAGCCACCUGAAGACCUGGAUGCAGAAGUAGAGUACGACAUGGAUGAGGAGGACCUUGCCUGGCUGGACAUGGUAAAUGAGAAGCGGCGAGUAGAUGGGCACAGUUUGGUGUCGGCAGAUACCUUUGAGCUGCUGGUGGACCGGCUUGAGAAGGAGUCAUACUUGGAGAGUCGAAGCAGUGGGGCCCAACAGUCACUCAUUGACGAAGAUGCUUUCUGCUGUGUAUGCCUGGAUGACGAAUGCCACAACAGCAACGUCAUUCUCUUCUGUGACAUCUGCAACCUGGCUGUACACCAGGAGUGCUAUGGCGUCCCUUACAUCCCCGAGGGCCAGUGGCUAUGCCGCUGCUGUCUACAGUCUCCCUCCCGGCCCGUGGAUUGCGUCCUCUGCCCCAACAAGGGUGGCGCCUUCAAACAGACCAGUGAUGGGCACUGGGCCCACGUGGUGUGUGCCAUCUGGAUCCCUGAAGUCUGCUUUGCUAACACCGUGUUCCUGGAGCCUAUUGAGGGCAUCGACAACAUCCCAGCUGCCCGCUGGAAACUAACCUGCUAUAUCUGCAAGCAGAAGGGGCUGGGUGCAGCCAUCCAGUGCCAUAAGGUGAACUGCUACACGGCCUUCCAUGUGACGUGUGCACAGCGGGCUGGGCUCUUCAUGAAGAUUGAGCCUAUGCGUGAGACCAGCCUCAAUGGCACCAUCUUCACAGUGCGCAAGACCGCCUACUGUGAGGUCCACUCGCCGCCAGGUGCCGCCACUGCUAGGAGGAAGGGCGACUCCCCAGGAAGUCUCAGUGAGGUUGGGGAUGAAGAAGGGCUGAAGGAAGGCUGUGGGGAGGAAGAAGAGAAGGAAGAGGUAGAAGAGGAGGAGGAAGAUGAAGGCCAAGGUGGGGUAGGUGGCCCCCUCAAGGGAGUGUCCAAGAAGAACAAGAUGACUUUGAAGCAAAGGAUCAAGAAGGAGCCAGAGGAAGUGGGCCGAGACACACCCUCCACUGUCCCCAUGGUCACUGUCCCACAGAUACCCUCUUACAGGUUGAACAAGAUCUGUAGUGGUCUCUCCUUUCAGAGGAAAACCCAGUUCAUGCAGCGGCUUCACAACUACUGGCUGUUGAAGCGGCAGGCACGGAACGGUGUCCCCCUCAUACGGCGCCUGCACUCCCACCUGCAGUCCCAAAGGAAUGCUGAGCAGCGGGAGCAGGACGAGAAGACAAAUGCAGUGAAGGAAGAGCUGAAAUACUGGCAGAAGCUCCGGCACGACUUGGAGCGGGCACGGCUGCUGAUUGAGCUGAUUCGGAAAAGAGAAAAGCUCAAGCGGGAGCAGGUCAAGGUCCAGCAGGCCGCCAUGGAGCUGGAGCUUAUGCCGUUCAACGUUCUGCUGAGGACAACACUGGACUUGCUGCAGGAGAAGGAUCCCGCACACAUCUUUGCCGAGCCUGUCAACCUGAGUGAGGUUCCAGAUUACCUGGAAUUCAUAUCCAAGCCAAUGGAUUUUUCUACUAUGAGGCGGAAGCUGGAGUCCCACCUGUACGGCACCUUGGAGGAGUUUGAGGAGGACUUUAACCUUAUAGUUACCAACUGCAUGAAGUAUAAUGCUAAAGACACAAUUUUCCACCGAGCAGCUGUCCGCCUGCGGGACCUGGGAGGGGCCAUCCUGCGGCACGCCCGGCGGCAGGCAGAGAACAUCGGCUAUGACCCCGAGAGGGGCACCCACCUGCCCGAGUCACCCAAAUUGGAGGACUUUUACCGCUUCUCCUGGGAAGACGUGGACAACAUCCUCAUCCCAGAGAACCGGGCCCACUUGUCCCCAGAGGUGCAGCUGAAGGAGCUGCUGGAAAAACUGGACCUGGUGAGUGCCAUGCGGUCCAGUGGGGCCCGGACCCGCCGUGUCCGCCUGCUACGCCGGGAGAUCAAUGCCCUUCGGCAGAAGCUGGCGCAGCCGCCACCACCGCAGCUGGCAUCGCUAAACAAGACUGUGUCCAAUGGGGAGCUGCCAGCAGGGCCCUGGGGGGAUGUGGCUGUGCUGGAGCAGGCCCCGCAGGAGGAGCCAGAAGACGAUGGGGACAGAGAUGACUCCAAAAUGCCUCCCCCACCAACCCUGGAGCCUACUGGGCCUGCGCCUUCCUUGUCUGAGCAAGAAUCCCCUCCGGAUCCCCCCACUCUGAAACCCAUCAAUGAUAGCAAACCUCCAAGCCGAUUCCCAAAGCCAAGAAAAGUGGAAGAAGAUGAGCUUUUGGAAAAAUCACCUCUGCAGCUAGGGAACGAGCCCUUGCAACACCUGCUCGGUGACAAUGGCAUUAAUAGAGUAUCCCUCAUGACCCCCGAUACAUCCCCCGCAGGCGCCCCACUCAGUGGCGUGGGCCGUCGCACAUCAGUCCUCUUCAAGAAGGCCAAGAAUGGGGUUAAACUACAGAGGAGCCCAGACAGGGCCCUGGAGAAUGGUGAGGACCAUGGCGCAGUGGGCUCUCCUGCGUCUCCCACCAGCAUCGAGGAUGAACAGCACUCCCGGAAGCGGCCAAGGAGCAGGAGCUGUAGUGAGAGCGAAGGGGAGAGGUCCCCCCAGCAGGGGGAAGAGACAGGUGUGACCAACGGCUUUGGAAAACACACUGAAAGCGGGUCUGACUCAGAAUGUAGUUUGGGUCUCAGUGGUGGACUGGCAUUUGAAGCUUGCAGUGGUCUGACACCCCCCAAACGCAGCCGAGGGAAGCCAGCCCUGUCUCGAGUGCCCUUCCUGGAAGGUGUGAAUGGAGACUCUGACUACAACGGCUCAGGCAGAAGCCUCCUGAUGCCCUUUGAAGACCGUGGAGACCUGGAGCCCCUGGAGCUGGUGUGGGCCAAGUGCCGAGGUUAUCCCUCCUACCCCGCCUUGAUCAUCGAUCCCAAGAUGCCCCGGGAGGGCCUUCUGCACAAUGGCGUCCCCAUCCCCGUCCCCCCACUGGAUGUGCUGAAGCUGGGAGAGCAGAAACAGGCCGAGGCUGGAGAGAAGCUCUUCCUUGUCCUCUUCUUUGACAAUAAACGCACCUGGCAGUGGCUUCCGAGGGACAAAGUCCUGCCCCUGGGUGUGGAAGACACUGUGGACAAGCUCAAGAUGCUGGAAGGCCGCAAGACCAGCAUCCGCAAGUCAGUGCAGGUGGCCUACGACCGUGCGAUGAUCCAUCUGAGCCGAGUGCGGGGACCCCACUCCUUUGUCACCUCCAGCUACCUGUAAGGGCAGGGCCUGGCCUGCAUCUGCCUGCCCUGCCUCCGUCCUGUGGGGCACAGAGAAGCCUCUUCCUGCCCCAGCCAGACGUACGGCUGGCAGCUUGCCCCUUCCAUGGCAGGCCAGGGACUGGGCUGUAUCCUCCCCAAGGACAAGGCCCCAGUUUGGACUAAACUGCAUGGUUCCCCUGGUGGGCCUGCUGUGUGCCAAAAACUCCCACCUGAGCUCCCUCAGGGGCUUGUCCACUGAAGAACCAGUUAGAAAUAGAAACAGCUGUGAGGCUUGGGCCCAGCCGAGGAGAUAGACCUGGCCCCAGAAAGCAAGAGGUCUUGGGCUUUCUCAAGGGUGUGCCUGGCCCCUCCAACUCAUUCCUAACUAACUACACCUCAGGGUGAGCGAGGCUCUGACACUGACCCCAGAGGUGCUGUGGAUACACUAGGGUCCCACGGGGAAUCUCACGGAGCUCACCCUCUCUCUCUAUCACCCGUCCUCAUACCUCUUCCCUGUCCCAUCUUCUGUACCUCUGCCCAGUCUCUCUUUUUCCCUUGUUCCUUUCCCGACUUCCUCUUGUGCCAAACUGACAGAAACCAUCACCAAACUGAUCUUUUUCUUUUUAUGGCUCAUUCCCUUUGAGGCCAGCUGCUAGCCUACCACUUGGGUGACCCCUUCACCAGCACACCUCCCCACCCCCUUACAUGUGCUACAGACAAACAGCUGAGGCCAGGCUGUGAGAACUUGCCUGCUUAGAUUGAGGCAGGGUCCCUCCAGCCCUCUUCUGUCUUGCAGAGAGGUGGGCUCAGGCUGGACGGGCUCCUGUCAGCAGACCAGGCUGCUUGUGCCAGUGUCCAUCUGUCCACGUGGAUUCCGAGGGUUGUUGGGUGAAGCUGUGCCCUUUGGCUGGGUCUGCCCUUUCACUCCUCCUAGCGUCUCCUCGUGGGCUUUUCCUUUUCUGCACCUGCAGCCUCUAGCCUCUCUCUCUACCACUAGGGAUGGCGUGGGGCCUGCAGUCCAGCAUCUUCCUGUCCUGCGCUCUGCCCUGCCUAGCCUCUGCUGCUCUGAACUCCAGGGAACACAGUCUUUUAUUUCAAACCCCCUGUCCCUUUCCCUCUUUUCCUUCAACCCCCUCUCCACCUUUACCUUCUCAAAAACAGAAGGGAAAAAAAACUGUGAAACGGGAAUGCUGACUGACAAACCAACACAACUUUCAGAGGCUUCGAUGCCUGUUCUCUGGAUGUUUCUUUUCACCUCUUAAGCACCAAAGUUGCAGGGCCAGGUUGCAGGCCACUGAUUGCCAUGUUGAUUUUUAACCUGACGUUCUUUUUAAUUGUUUUAAAUUUUUCAUAGGGGAGUUUUGGACAAAACAAAGUCACUGGGGAGAUCACUGCCAUUUUUACACACUUUUUAAAAAUACAACCAACCAACCGCCACGACUUCUUAUAUGUUUGGGACAUGAGCCAGAGUUUAAAAGGGAACCAACAAAACUCUCUAUAACAUAAAGGAUGGGGUUUUGGAUUUUGUACAAUAAUAAAACUACAAUACAGCCUAUGGCUAGGGAAGGACAUAGUGUAUAUAAUUGUAAAAUACUGUUCUAAAUUAUUCAGGCCUAUAGUUUCCAUUACUGGAGUCCUCCAUUGUGUGGCUGAGUAUUUUAAAUGCACACAGUGUGGUUUAUUUAAAGGAGCCAAUGCGUCCCCCCUCCCCAGGUAGUCGGUCAGCUGUGGACUAUGUGACCUUCGUCUCAACCUGUGUUGUAAGAUCUCGGGGCUUUCUCUCUCUCUCUUUCUGUGUCUGUCUCUUCCCCCCAAUACUUUCUUAGUCUCUUUCUCCCUUUUUUUUUUUUUCAGUCUCUUUGAAUCUUUCAGUCUCUCUCUGAGUCUCAUUUUUAAAACUGCUCUUUUAGAACGGGAAACGGCUCAGAUCCUGCUGUGGCAUGGGGCCUAUGUGUCUCAGUCGCGUCUGCUGUGAAGCACACGAUGCUCUAUUUAUUGUAGAAAGUGACUUUAUUUGCUUUCUAGAAUUGUUUAUAACAGAUGGUAUAAGAGAGGUAAUAAACAGAGAAAAAUCUAUGCUUGUAAAGAAUACAAAAGUUAAUUUUACCUACUGUAAUAUGACUGUCUUAAACUUAUUUUCUCUCUGAGAAAUAAAUGUUCUAAUGGGCAGCA